CCUCUAAAAAAGAACAACAACAGCUUUGGCGAGUUUCAUUUUUUUGGGGCUCCACAGUUCUUCCCAUUGUAAUUUGUUUAUUUGUUAUCAACCCGAUUCUUUCAUUAAACACCAUGGGAGGCUGUGCGAGCAAACCUAAGGAGUCUGAUAUCAUUGAAACCUCUGCUGUGACUGAAAACGCUGUCGUCGAGUCCAAGAACGUCGAAGCUCAGGAAAAGGCAGAUGAAGUUGUUGCAGAGAAGAAGGAAGAGUCCUCUGGAGAUGGAGCAGAGACACAGAAGGACGCUGAGCCAGCCAAGCCUGAGGAAGCUGAGCAAGCCAAGCCUGACGAAGCUGAGCCAGCCAAGCCUGAGGAAGCUGAGCCAGCCAAGCCUGCCGAGGCUGAGCCAGCUCCAGAGGUGGUUAAGACCGAAGCAGCUCAAGAAGCUGCCGUUGAAACUGUUGUUGAGAAAGCUUCUGGUGAGACUGAGCCACCAAAACAAGAGGAGGCUGCAGCAACAGCCACUGAAACCAAAACCAACGAAGAGCCACUUGUAACCCUUUGAUUCUCAUUUUCCAUUCUCUCAAAUCUCAGUUUGUUGUAAUAAUCACAAUUUCUGUAAUUUGUAUGUUUCUCACCACUGUUGUAUUGCUAAUGUCGCCACAUGUAACUUAUGAAACAAUAGACUUGUUGUGAUUUGUGAUCUCCUCAAAAUAACUAUCACAUUGUGAUUCUUCUUCAU
Eutrema salsugineum is the source of this 722-nucleotide messenger RNA. RefSeq names its product translation initiation factor IF-2. NCBI's taxonomy places the organism in Eukaryota, Viridiplantae, Streptophyta, Magnoliopsida, Brassicales, Brassicaceae. Bases 114 to 545 code for a protein of 143 amino acids. The record is from RefSeq and is a predicted model, not a curated record. The transcript is spliced from 2 exons.